Messenger RNA from Vespa crabro (European hornet), 1292 nucleotides. It is a transcript of the gene Tctp, whose product is annotated as translationally-controlled tumor protein homolog. Gene Ontology annotation, molecular function: calcium ion binding. The coding region runs from base 129 to 647 and encodes 172 amino acids. The record is from RefSeq and is a predicted model, not a curated record. Gene Ontology annotation, cellular component: cytoplasm. Lineage: Eukaryota; Metazoa; Arthropoda; Insecta; Hymenoptera; Vespidae. The transcript is spliced from 5 exons.
AUAUACUAGAAAGUUGGUAGUUGACCAUAGUUCAUCUACUUGUCCUCUUCUCCCUUCCGGUUUGUUCUUUGAGGUGGCUGUGUCUUGUUUAGUUUUAGCUGCAAAUUAAUCUUUCUCCAUCUUCCAAAAUGAGAAUCUACAAAGAUAUUUUUACUGGUGAUGAGAUGUUCUCAGAUACAUAUAAGGUCAAACUUAUAGAUGAUGUUUUAUAUGAAGUUUAUGGCAAGUUAGUGACCAGAAAGUCUGGAGAUAUAGAAAUUGCUGGCUUCAAUCCGUCUGCCGAAGAAGCAGAGGAAUGUACAGACGAAGCUGUUGAAUCUGGUGUUGAUAUUGUGUUAAAUCAUCGUCUCCAAGAAACGUUUGCUUUUGGAGAUAAAAAAUCUUAUACUUUGUAUCUUAAAGAUUACAUGAAAAAAUUAGUAGCAAAAUUGGAAGAAAAAUCACCUGAUCAAGUUGAAGUUUUUAAAACAAAUAUGAAUAAAGUUAUGAAAGACAUAUUAGGUCGAUUCAAGGAAUUACAAUUUUUCACCGGUGAAUCAAUGGACAUAGAUGGUCUUGUUGGUUUAAUGGAAUAUCGAGAAAUUGAUGGUGAAUCUGUGCCUGUAAUGAUGUUCUUUAAACAUGGACUUGAUGAAGAAAAAUUCUAAAUAAUUCUUAGAUAUUCAACAAAUUGUGGUAAAAUUUUAUAAACUGGGAUUAAGACUGCACACAAAUUAAGAAAAAAUAAAUGAAUAUAUAUAUAUAUAUAUAAAUAUAUAUAUAUAUAUAUAUAAACUGUGAGAUUUAGUUACAGAUAUGUAUUGAAAGAUAUUACUUCCAAGGGCAAUAAUUUAACAGUGCAGUUGAAUUAUUUCUUCUAUAAUGUAAAAUGUGUAUUCACAGGAAAACCAGUUGUAUAUAAUCUACAACAGGAGUGUAGAUGAGAAAAGUGAAAAUUAAUUUCUAUGAUAAUUUUUUUGAAUAAUUUGUGACAAAUUUAAAAGGAUCUCUUUUUUUAUUAUUUGGUGCUCUGUCCAAUGGUUUUAUAUAUAUAUAUAUAUAUAUAUAUAUAUAUAUAUGUAUUUAUAUAUAUAUAUGUAUUGAUAUAUUAAAAAAAAUAAUAAUAACAAAAAGAAGAAAUAUGGAAGAUGGGGAAAGAGAACUUGCAGCGAUAACAAAAGUCACAGCGCAUAUUAUAAUGCCUAUAAUUAUUGUUAAUAUCAAUAAUAUCUACAAUCGAUAAUUAUUCUUGAACCGUACUCAACAUAAUGUCCAUCAUGAAUAAAUGAGAAAAAGAAUGUUUUCCAUAAUAA